This is a messenger RNA of Lottia gigantea (owl limpet), 828 nucleotides long. RefSeq lists its product as hypothetical. The record is from RefSeq and is a predicted model, not a curated record. The transcript has 2 exons. NCBI's taxonomy places the organism in Eukaryota, Metazoa, Mollusca, Gastropoda, Lottiidae. The coding region runs from base 1 to 828 and encodes 275 amino acids.
AUGGUUUUGGAAGCUGGUUUAAAUCCCAUAGAAACCAUUAAACGCCCUUGGGAAUUAUACACAAUGUUGAAAACAGUUCUAUAUCCCAAAAACUACGAUUCAGUCUCAGACUGGAUACCCGAUGUUGGCGAUGGAAGAGUUUUAAAAGAACCGACGAGAAAUGUUCCAAAUGAUGCAAAUGAAGAUAGAAUGAGAGCUAUUGCUCCAAACACAAUAGUAAGAGUAGGACGAGCAGAGAAUGCUUCAGAUGCAAAAUUAGAAAUAACGAAUCUCCAACUUUACAUACCCGUAAUAACACCAUCUAUUCAAGUAAAAACGAGAAUAUUCAACUCAUUAACUAAAGAUAUUGAAAUAGCAUUUCUUCGUCGUAAUACGGUAGGUAGCAUGACUUUAACUGGAGAAUCCACCACAUGGCCAAUCACUAACACUAUUAAACCAGCAAGAUAUUUAAUGGUUGGUUUCAAGAACUUACCAGAUUCUCAAACGAAUAACAAUAAUAUCUUUAGAGUAGCAAUGAACCGAACUCAAGAUCCUUUAAUCCAUAAAAUUCAAGUAAGAUUAAACAACGAUAAUUAUCUUAACCAACCUUUAACAAUUAAUCCAACCACGAAGGAUUAUAAUGAAUUGUGUAGAAACUAUAAAACUAUGUGUGAAUUAUUUGGAAAUUCACCUCAGUUUGAAUAUUUAGAUUUUGCAAUUAAUCACCCAAUCUUCUGUUUUGAUCUAUCAGCUCAUCAAGAGGAUCUUUUCAAAACAGGGGUGAAUAUAAAUAUUCAUAUAAAAAAAACACAAGGAAAUGUAACAGGUUAUUGUUUAUUAUUAGAAUAA